This is a messenger RNA of Rhizophagus irregularis DAOM 181602=DAOM 197198, 347 nucleotides long. NCBI's taxonomy places the organism in Eukaryota, Fungi, Glomeromycota, Glomeromycetes, Glomerales, Glomeraceae. The record is from RefSeq and is a predicted model, not a curated record.
GUUUUAUUGCUUUGAUUCGCCUAGCAAAUGCUAUUAAACAAAUUCCAGUUGAACGAGGUUUAGUUGGCUUUUGAAAUCACGCAAUAGAUUCUAUUAAUAGGCGUUGGGAAUCUUUUGAUAAUAUGCCAUUCAUAUUAACUUAUUUUCUUCAUCCUGAUUAUCAGGGUGAGGGAUUAAAACAAGGCAUGUGGACAAAAAUUUUGGCUUAUGCACAAGACAUCUGGAAGAAUAUGGGAUAUGACAUUAAUGAUCAAGAAAUCCUAAUUGCUCAAAUGUUAAAUUUCAAAGAUAAACAAGGUACUUACGCAAUACCUUUUGUUAAAAAACAUGUUACGCCACGUAUAUAG